GAAGAAAAAAUAAGAGGAAGAAAGAGAAUACUGACGAGUUCGGCCAACUGAAAGUACGGAAGCGUGGGUACAGAAGGGGAACCCUUUUAUUUUCGGUUUUAGGUACUGCCGAUAACGACAACGUCUGGCACAAAUCUAAGUUCUAAACCGCUCUAAAAUACACAAUCGCGUUCGAGCAAUCGAUUCGUUGUCUAGCCCAGCAUUUCCGACUAACCUAAAUCCUAAAAAAUCUAUUCACCUCCACUGAAUUCUCUCUUUCUUUCUUUUUGAUGAAACACUGAACUCUUUCACUCCCUUUCUAUUGUCUUUGUCCAAGCCAUAAAUUCGGUGAUCGUCUGAAUUUCGUUAUUUCGAUCUGUGAGGCUGUUUUAUCUGGGUCUGAUUUGCUCGUCGUAUUUGAUCAUGAGGAAGAGGGAGAGAGAGAACCCCUGCGCGGUCUGUGGGCAUUAUCACAAGUACGAAGAAGGGGAAGUUUGUGGGGUUUGUGGUCAUCGUAUUCCCGCUUCAUCUGAAAAAGUGGGCAUUCAAACAAGUGCUUUUCCAUCGGAGAUCUUGCCGGAGUUCCUUUAUUUGGGCAGCUACGAUAACGCGUCUCGAGCCGAGCUUUUAAAGACUCAGGGGAUCUCUCGUGUCCUCAACACUGUACCUGCUUGCCAAAAUCUCUACAAGAACUCUUUUACUUAUCACUGCCUUCAAGAUGAGAAAAGCUUACCCUUUGAUGAUGCAAUUCAAUUCCUGGAGCAAUGUGAAAAGGACAAGGCUCGUGUUCUUGUCCAUUGUAUGUCAGGGAAAAAUAGGUCACCAGCUAUUGUAAUAGCAUACUUGAUGAAGCGUAAAGGAUGGAGGCUUGCGCAAAGCUACCAAUGGGUGAAAGACCGGAGGCCAUCUGUUGAUCUAACAUCAGCUGUAUACCAGCAGUUGGAGGAUUAUGAAAGGAAGAUCUUUGGAUCAAUUGAGAGUGCUCCAACCCUACCAGUUUUCUCCUUGUCUGAGGCGCCAUCAUUUGCUUUCAGCUUCCCAAAGACUAUCAACCCAGUUCCUGUCCCUGCUUUCAACUUGCCUGCUAUGACAUCCAUUUUUGACCGUCCAGCCUUGAGUAUUCCUCCUCAUGAGUUCACAUUUGGAGCUGGCCAGAACGAGAAGAAGGUGGUUGAUAUAGGUGGCAGCCCUGCAAAUGAGAAUGAUACCAUGAUGGAUGGCUCCUGAAUUUCCUGUUUUUCCUUUUGCAAGAUCAUAUUUUGUUCUGAAGUCAGCCCCAAAUAUGACGAAGUUUGCAAUAGAAUAUAUGGAUACCAGACGGAGAAAAAGGCACCAUCUCAAUGUUUGUGUGAGAUGAUUACACUGUUUUUCCUUGUUUUUGGUGCCAAAUGUUCUUUCAAGUGCAACAUCUCAAUCACUGAUUAUCCUUUGUUUGUGUGAGAUGAUUACACUGUAAGGGGUUUUGUUUAAAGCCUAUCAACUAUGGUAUGUGCCUAUAAAGACAAAUAUGAUGAAGUUGAUGUGUUUGUAAAUAUACAAUGGACCAAGUUCCUGCCAACUAAUAAUAUUUUUUUUGAUAAA
Nelumbo nucifera (sacred lotus) is the source of this 1560-nucleotide messenger RNA. RefSeq names its product protein-tyrosine-phosphatase IBR5. Gene Ontology annotation, molecular function: MAP kinase phosphatase activity. The record is from RefSeq and is a predicted model, not a curated record. Lineage: Eukaryota; Viridiplantae; Streptophyta; Magnoliopsida; Proteales; Nelumbonaceae. Gene Ontology annotation, biological process: protein dephosphorylation; auxin-activated signaling pathway; abscisic acid-activated signaling pathway. Gene Ontology annotation, cellular component: nucleus.